AUGAUAGGAGCUUCUAUCCGUGAAGGAACACAAGCUACAGAAGCGCAAAUAGCUGCAAAAGCGAAGAUGGCGGUCGUCGAUUACCGGAAAUACCUCGCGGAGAAUGUCCUCAACGAGCGGCAUACAGUCACCUAUCGCUCGUUAGGUCGAGCUCUCAAGGUCCAUUGCAACCUGGCCAAGCAAAUGCUAUAUGAUUUUCACCAUACCGAGAAUAAGAAGAAGCCGCAGAGUGUAAAUGCGACCUACGUUAUUACUGGGAUUCAGAAACCACAAGAGAAGGAUACAAAUGGUGUUCAUGCUGAGAACAAUGACAAUGGAGACGAUAUCAUGCAGGGCAGCCCCUACCUACCUAGCUCGAUGCCAAAUCAGGACACGGCUUUUGACGAGGUGCCAACAACCUCGAUUAUUCUCGCGCGCGAAGAAGAUCUGGAUGGCAAGUGCUUGCUUUAA
This is a messenger RNA of Aspergillus thermomutatus, 450 nucleotides long. RefSeq lists its product as uncharacterized. Gene Ontology annotation, molecular function: DNA-directed DNA polymerase activity. Gene Ontology annotation, biological process: DNA synthesis involved in UV-damage excision repair; DNA replication; nucleotide-excision repair, DNA gap filling. The transcript has 3 exons. The record is from RefSeq and is a predicted model, not a curated record. Gene Ontology annotation, cellular component: delta DNA polymerase complex; nucleus. The coding region runs from base 1 to 450 and encodes 149 amino acids. Lineage: Eukaryota; Fungi; Ascomycota; Eurotiomycetes; Eurotiales; Aspergillaceae.